ACAUAACUAGCCAAACACACAAAUUCCAGUCAAAAUGCCGCGGUUUGCAAGCAUAGGCGCACUUGUGAUCUGCUUGGUAUGCGCAACUGAUUGCGCAAACCAGAAUAGAGGUUUAGAAAUCUUAAAAAGUAUACAACAAGCCAUGGCUGAACAAAGAUCGCCUUCGGGACAAGCCAAGAGAUCGCUUACUGAACCAGAGUCUGGCUAUGACUAUCAGCAGCUUGGCUUAGUGGAUAAGCGUAAUGCCCAAUGGGAUCGUUCCGGCAGAACACGAUUUGGACAAACCAAGCGUUUGCAGGAAUCGAAUGCCGAAGUGAAUAGUCCAAGGGAAAUAUCUGACAAGCGGUUGACGAAGAUAACGCAGCAGAAAACAUGCCGAAAUAAUGAUAAUGGUUUGCGACUUUCACCUGAUGAUGAAAUAAUUGUUCGAAUGCGUUUUGUGAGAUUUCUAAGCGAUCUGAUAGAUGAUCUCACGGAAGUGGCGCCUCCCGAGGUGUAAGAGCAUCUUCUUGCGUUCCAAUCCCACACAUGUCUAAAGUGGUUUCUUGAUUAUGGAUGUUUUAAAUCUCUUGUGAUGGUACAUGCAAGCAAAAUUCCGCGAUCGAACUAUUAAUUUGAUGAUAAUCAUGUUUGAUUUCAUUAUGCGUGCAAUAAAA
Armigeres subalbatus is the source of this 656-nucleotide messenger RNA. RefSeq lists its product as uncharacterized. Bases 35 to 499 code for a protein of 154 amino acids. The transcript has 6 exons. The record is from RefSeq and is a predicted model, not a curated record. Lineage: Eukaryota; Metazoa; Arthropoda; Insecta; Diptera; Culicidae.